Messenger RNA from Lotus japonicus, 690 nucleotides. RefSeq lists its product as uncharacterized. NCBI's taxonomy places the organism in Eukaryota, Viridiplantae, Streptophyta, Magnoliopsida, Fabales, Fabaceae. The transcript is spliced from 2 exons. The record is from RefSeq and is a predicted model, not a curated record. The coding region runs from base 3 to 404 and encodes 133 amino acids.
UUAUGGGAGAUGGGGAAUAUCCUGCUGAAAUUUGUGGUCUGAUAGGUACAAAGCUGAUUUUCAUUGUUGAAAAGUUAGCUGACCAUGGUUCAAAGUAUGAUCAUUCUUACAAGGUGAAGAGUAUAUGUGCUGAUGAGACUUUAGUGGAAGCUUUUAAUGACAAUGAGAAUGUUCAAACUGCAAACAAUGUUCAAUCAAGUGAUGUUGAAGGAUCAAACUUAACUCCUGAAAAUUCUGACACUAUAACACAGCUUGGCCCCAAUGUUAUUUCUUUGGAUGACAUCUUACCUGGUGAUGGGUCUGCUGUAUAUUCAUCAGUUGGAAGUGGUAGUGGAUUGGAAGCAAGUUCUAGCAAGCCUUCCAAAAAAAUGCGUCUGAGGGGAACGAAAGUGGAAAAGCUGUGAAUGUGAAGUUUAGUUAGUUGCCUUGGUUUUAAUUGGAGCUUCUCAGACUUUUGGCUAAUCAUUUGUGCAUUGUUGGGUUAUUGUGGUGAACCCACCACAUGCACUUUGACUGUGAUCUGAGAAGUAUUUGGAUGUUUUCCAACUUUAGGGCAACAAUAAGUAGUAUUUAUAUUUUGAUGUUAUGUAGUAUGUUGUUGUUAAUUUCCAAUUUCCAAGUCUCUUUAUGUUGUAUCCCUUGCACUUUUAUGAUAACUUGUGAUGUACAUUUUGGUAAGUUAUGAGUUUC